AUGGCACCCGAGAAAGUCAACCUGGGUAACGAAGAGCAGGUGUGGAAGAAUCUGUACGCGGAUCGACUGCAAGCCAAACGCGUGCCACCCGAGUUGAAAGUGGGGGAUCGGGUGAGAUUGAAUAAGAAAUAUCGCAUGUUCAAGAAAGGGUAUUUACCGGGUUGGACCGAAGAAGCGUUUGUGGUGGCUCGUGUGGUGCCGGGUGUGAUUCCUACCUGUAAGAUUAACGAGUGGGACGGAACGCCUCUGAGUGGCACAUUUUACGCACAGGAUUUGCAGAAAGUGACGGUGAAGAGCGACGAUCUGUUUCGCGUGGAAAAGAUCGUCAAGCGAAAAGGGGAUAAAGUAUUGGUUCGAUGGGAAGGUUGGCCAAACAAAUACGAUACAUGGAUUGAGAAAGGGGCAUUGGUCAAGGCGAGAUGA
Orbicella faveolata is the source of this 423-nucleotide messenger RNA. RefSeq lists its product as uncharacterized. The record is from RefSeq and is a predicted model, not a curated record. NCBI's taxonomy places the organism in Eukaryota, Metazoa, Cnidaria, Anthozoa, Scleractinia, Merulinidae.